GCGUUGCGGUGGAGUGGAGGCCUUGGUCGCGCCGCGCCUGGCAUCGGUGGCAAGGGGCGGGCGCGUGCCGACUGGCCAGUGUCGGCCGACUAGCCGGCGUGGGGGGCAUCGGGCCGUUGGGUGCUACCUCCACGUGGACGGCCUGGGCGCUGGCAGCGUGCCGGCGGCGAACUGCACCAGCGACAUUUUGUUUUGUGACCGGAACACGGACACAGGGGACCCGCCCAUGCUCAGCUGCAGCGUCUUCGAGGGUAACUUCAGGAUGCUCCCCUCCCCGGAGGGUCAUGGGAUGGCGGGCAGUUCAGUUUUGUGCAAGCUAGAUGGCGACGCGGGGCUUUUUGGCAUCGUCAUGUGGGCCAUCCUGUUGGCUCUCGGGGUGAAGCAUUUCGGGUUCUUGGUCAUGCUCGUCGGCAUGGUCCUCUUCUUGAAUUUGUUGUGCAUGGAGUGCGGGUACGGCAUCAUCGUGGUGCUGCUGUUCCUGGGGUUGCUCGCGACGUCCUGCUCCUGCAGGAUGGCGCUGCGGACCAGCGCCAGAUUGGGCGACCACCCGGGCUCGGAGGAGCUGGAGGCGCCCACUGAGGAUGAGGAGGGAACCGUUGCCGACCUCCAGACGGCAGUGGUACGCCCUGGAGCCGUGAUGGCCAAGGGGCCACGUCGCAAGCGUAAGCUCGAUUGGUUGGGCAGGCGGUGUAAGAGGGCUGCCCAGGAGGCGAUGCUGGUGGCGGCACGGCGGCUUGCGGCGCAGAGUUGCGACGAGGAGAGGGGAGCGCAAGCCCGCCGCAAGGCGGCGGAGGCAGGAGAGGUACAGGACGGAGGUCGAGAUGAGGAAGAGUCUAGAGGAGAGCGCGCCGACUCGGACGACAUGCCGGGUUGGCGCAUGACCGACCUGACGUGGGCGCGGGCAG
Prorocentrum cordatum is the source of this 905-nucleotide messenger RNA. NCBI's taxonomy places the organism in Eukaryota, Dinophyceae, Prorocentrales, Prorocentraceae. The record is from the annotation of a GenBank genome assembly.